Molecule: messenger RNA, 1115 nt
Organism: Scomber scombrus (Atlantic mackerel)
Lineage: Eukaryota; Metazoa; Chordata; Actinopteri; Scombriformes; Scombridae
Product: max-interacting protein 1-like
Exons: 6
Coding region: 61-864 (267 amino acids)
Biological process (GO): regulation of transcription by RNA polymerase II
Molecular function (GO): RNA polymerase II cis-regulatory region sequence-specific DNA binding; DNA-binding transcription factor activity, RNA polymerase II-specific; protein dimerization activity
Source: RefSeq, a predicted model, not a curated record
CAGCGCUGCUUAUUUGUCUAACCCCCCCCCAACACAUAACAAAAACAGCUUAAAGUGAAAAUGGUAAAGUACAUGCGACAGCUGAAACCCGAAGAGGUCCUGUCGGAGUCUGAUGCGUCCACGGACCAGCAGGAUUUCGGAGAGAUGUCCGACUAUUCUUUCAGCGACGUUUUAUACUCCAAAUGUUCCGCAAUGGACCAAAUCGGCACUUUUAUGAAGAACGUGCAAGUGCUGCUCGAUGCAGCCAAUUACAUAGAAAAUGUCGAGAAGAACAACGGAAAAUGUGAGCAUGGGUAUGCUUCAACAUAUCCUGCCAAUCAGACUACACAUCACCAGAAACAGCGAAAAUUCAAGAACAGGAAACUGGACAAUAUUCAUAACAGGUCUGCACACAAUGAACUGGAAAAAAAUAGACGAGCACAUCUCCGCCUGUGUUUGGAGAGGUUGAAGUCCCUCAUCCCUCUGGGACCAGACUGCAGUCGGCACACCACACUGGGACUACUCAACAAGGCCAAAGCACAUAUCAAGAAACUUGAAGAGAUGGAUCGGAGGAGUCAGCACCAGCUGGACAACCUGGAGAGGGAGCAGAGGCACCUGCAGAGGCAGCUAGCUCAGCUGCAGACUCUUGGAGAGAGGGAAAGAGUCCGUACAGACAGCCUGGGUUCCAGGAUGGACUCCGACCGCUCAGAGUCUGACAGAGAGGAGAUUGACGUUGAUGUGGAAAGCACUGAGUUCUCCCAUGGAGAAAUGGACAGUGUAAGCACCAGUGGUGCAAGUGACCUGGAUGACCACAGCAGCCGGCUGAGCUCAGCCAGUGAUGAGGGCUAUUCCACUUGCAGUCUAAAACUGGCAUUCUCCGCUUAAAGCACCAGCCUAUACUUUUACUUCAGCUGCAGUCUUUUAUGGCUUUCAACUUUCAAAGUACCAGCCUACAGCUCCAUUUACCCUCGCAGUUUAGGUUAACUGUCCUCUGAAGAACAACCAGCCUCAAUCCCACCUUUACCUGAAAAACGAAACGUCUGCUCCACCCAAGAACCAGCCUUAAGUUCAACUCAGUCUAAAAGUUUAAAAUUACCUGCUUCUAAAAGCCAAGGGGCGUCUCUACAUCAGAAACA